Nipponia nippon (crested ibis) is the source of this 4302-nucleotide messenger RNA. NCBI's taxonomy places the organism in Eukaryota, Metazoa, Chordata, Aves, Pelecaniformes, Threskiornithidae. The record is from RefSeq and is a predicted model, not a curated record.
AUGUCGCGGGUCGUCCCGAAGAAGAAACACUGGGCCAGCCGGGUGCGGCAGUGCUCGCUCACCCGCGGGCCCGGCGGGCAGCUGGGCUUCGCCCUGCUCGGCGGCGCGGAGUACGGCGAGUUCCCCUACGCGGGCGCGGUGUCGGGGGACGGCGAGGCGGCGCUGAGCGAGGGGGAGCUGCUGCUGGAGGUGCAGGGGGUCCGCGUCUCGGGGCUGCCGCGCUACGAUGUGCUGGAGGUGAUCCGGAGCUGCAAGGACCCCAUCGCGGUGAAAGCCGUCCGACAAGGAAGCAGACUGAACAAAGACCUGAGACAUUAUCUCAACCAGAGGUUUCAGAAAGGAUCGCCAGAUCACGAUCUACAGCAGACUAUUCGAGAUAACCUUUAUCGCCAUGCUGUGCCUUGCACAACCCGCCCUCCAAGAGAAGGAGAAGUGCCUGGUGUGGACUAUAACUUUCUGACUGUGGAAGAGUUUCUGGAGUUGGAGCGAAGUGGGACCCUUCUGGAAGUAGGAACUUACGAAGGUAACUAUUAUGGAACGCCCAAGCCUCCCAGCCAGCCCCUCAGUGGGAAAGUGACUUCCACCGAUGCUUUGCAAAAUCUGCAGUCUGGCUCCAAGCAGUCGACUCCAAAGCGAACCAAGUCUUACAAUGAUAUGCAAAAUGCUGGCAUAGUGCAUACAGAGAAUGAGGAAGAGGAUGAUGUACCUGAAAUGAGCAGUAGCUUCACAGCAGAGUCUGGUGACCAAGACGAGCAUAAUACGCAUAUCGUGAGAGAGACAGCCCCACCGUCUGCGAUUGAUAGCCACACCAACGUUCCCACCACGGAACCAUCUCAGAACCUCCCUCAAUACCUACCUCCUUCUGCCGAGGAUAACCUAGGUCCUCUGCCGGAAAACUGGGAGAUGGCCUACACCGAGAAUGGAGAAGUCUAUUUUAUAGACCAUAACACAAAAACAACAUCUUGGCUAGAUCCACGGUGCCUGAACAAACAGCAGAAGCCUCUAGAAGAAUGUGAAGAUGAUGAAGGGGUACACACGGAGGAACUGGACAGUGAACUAGAGUUGCCUGCUGGUUGGGAGAAAAUUGAGGAUCCCGUAUAUGGUGUCUACUAUGUAGACCACAUCAACCGGAAGACACAGUAUGAAAACCCAGUUCUUGAAGCAAAGAGGAAGAAACAGCUUGAGCAACAGCAACAGCCACCAGAAGGUUGGCAUCACCAAGGGCAUGAUGUUUGGGAAUGGACAGAGGAGUGUCCAUCUCUCCCACCACCCGCUGCUCCAAACCGUGUUUCAAACAACCAGGAGGCAGUUCGGGAAGCACCAGUGCAAGGAAAACCUUUUUUUACACGAAACCCUUCUGAGUUGAAAGGGAAGUUCAUCCACACCAAGCUAAGGAAAAGCAGCAGGGGUUUUGGCUUCACCGUCGUUGGAGGGGAUGAGCCAGAUGAAUUUCUCCAAAUCAAAAGUUUGGUGCUUGACGGCCCCGCAGCACUGGAUGGCAAAAUGGAAACAGGGGACGUCAUCGUCAGCGUGAACGAUACCUGUGUGCUGGGGCACACUCACGCUCAAGUUGUGAAAAUCUUCCAGUCCAUCCCCAUCGGUGCCAGCGUGGACCUCGAACUGUGCCGAGGCUACCCCCUGCCCUUUGAUCCUGAUGAUCCCAACACGAGCCUGGUUACAUCUGUGGCAAUUUUGGACAAAGAGCCGAUCAUUGUGAAUGGCCAGGAAAAUUAUGACUCCCCAGCAAGCCACAGUAGUAAAACAGGGAAAGUAAAUGGCACAAAGGAAGCAAGACCCAGCAGCCCGGCUGAGGUCUCUUCCAACGGACCCCAUGGUUACCCCAAUGACACGGUCUCUUUGGCAUCUUCGAUAGCAACACAACCUGAACUCAUAACUGUGCAUAUAGUGAAAGGGCCUAUGGGCUUUGGGUUUACUAUAGCAGACAGUCCCGGUGGGGGCGGCCAAAGAGUGAAACAAAUCGUGGACAGCCCGCGGUGCCGCGGCCUGAAGGAGGGCGAUCUUAUAGUCGAAGUCAACAAGAAGAAUGUGCAGAGCCUCACUCACAACCAGGUGGUGGAUAUGCUGAUUGAAUGUCCUAAGGGAAGCGAAGUCACGUUGCUGGUGCAGCGAGGAGGACUGCCGGUCCCAAAGAAGAGCCCAAAGUCGCAACCACUUGAAAGGAAAGACAGCCAAAACAGUUCUCAGCAUAGCGUCUCCAGCCACCGCAGCGGGCACACCGCUUCCCCCGUUCACAGCACGCAGGUGCUGCCGGACUACACCGCCGCGGAGGCGCCGGCUGCAGAUCAACCGGACAGUUCUGGGCAGAAAAAGCCAGAUCCGUUCAAAAUCUGGGCCCAGUCCAGGAGCAUGUAUGAAAGCCGACUUCCAGAUUACCAAGAGCAGGAUAUCUUUCUAUGGAGAAAGGAAACCGGUUUUGGAUUUAGGAUUCUAGGUGGAAAUGAGCCUGGAGAACCUAUUUACAUCGGUCACAUUGUACCGCUGGGUGCUGCUGAUGCUGACGGCCGCCUGAGAUCGGGUGAUGAACUGAUCUGCGUGGAUGGGACACCUGUUGUCGGGAAAUCGCACCAGCUUGUCGUCCAGCUUAUGCAACAGGCAGCCAAACAAGGUCAUGUCAAUCUGACCGUCAGGCGCAAAGUGGUUUACACAGUUCCCAAGGCAGAGAAUGAAGUCCCGUCUCCAGCCUCUUCCCACCACAGCAGCAACCAGCCAGCCUCACUGACGGAGGAGAAGCGAACGCCGCAGGGCAGCCAGAACUCCCUCAACACUGUCAGCUCGGGCAGCGGCAGCACCAGUGGCAUCGGCAGCGGUGGUGGCGGGGGCAGCGGUGUCGUCAGCACCGUGGUCCAGCCCUACGAUGUGGAAAUCCGCCGCGGUGAAAACGAGGGCUUCGGCUUCGUCAUCGUCUCAUCAGUGAGCAGGCCAGAGGCGGGAACAACAUUCGCGGGAAAUGCAUGUGUGGCCAUGCCUCACAAAAUAGGUCGGAUAAUUGAAGGGAGUCCCGCAGACCGCUGUGGCAAGCUGAAAGUAGGCGAUCGGAUCUUGGCUGUGAAUGGGUGCUCCAUCACCAACAAGUCACAUUCAGACAUCGUCAACCUCAUUAAGGAAGCGGGAAACACCGUUACCCUGCGCAUCAUUCCAGGAGAUGAAUCCUCCAAUGCUACUUUAUUGACCAAUGCAGAAAAAAUUGCUACAAUUACAACCACACAUACUCCUCAGCAAAUACCACAGGAGACCAGGAGCAACACCAAACCAAAGCAGGAAUCCCAGUUUGAUUUCAAACCACCCCAAGCAGCACAGGACCAAGACUUUUACACUGUUGAGCUGGAAAGAGGAGCCAAAGGAUUUGGCUUUAGCCUGCGAGGUGGCCGGGAGUAUAAUAUGGAUCUGUAUGUGUUGCGGCUAGCCGAAGAUGGUCCAGCUGAGAGAUGUGGGAAGAUGAGGAUCGGUGAUGAAAUCUUAGAGAUCAAUGGAGAAACUACCAAGAACAUGAAGCAUGCUCGGGCCAUCGAACUGAUUAAAAACGGUGGCCGCAGGGUCCGCCUGUUUCUGAAACGUGGAGAUGGCUCUGUCCCAGAAUAUGACCCCAGCAGUGACAGGAACAGUCCCGCCACAGGUUCACAAAAUGUAUCGGAAAUGAAACCCGUGCCAUCAGACCGACGGCAGUACCCAUCAUCGGAGUCCAGUUAUCCACCAGACCUUCACAAAUCAUCACAACAUGGGGACAAGCGGACUUACGUUAGAGACCUAAAAGGCAGCAGAGAGUUUAGCAGACAUCCCAAUGAACACCACACUUGGAAUGGGACUUCUAAAACCAACGACCACGUGCCAGGCAGGAGGACGGAGAGGUCGCCGGAGAGGAGGCACGAGAGGCAGCCGGAGAGGGCGGUGGUGAACGGGCAGAAGAGGAGGUCUCCCGAAAAGCGGAGGGAAGGAACGAGGAGCGCUGACAACACUUUGGAGAGGCGGGAGCGACACGAGAGGAGGAGAGACCUCUCCCCUGAGAGGCGCAGAGAGCGGUCGCCCAGCCGCCGCCGGCGGUCGCUGGAGAGACUCACGGAGCCGAGGAGGUCGCCUGACCGGAGAAGAGAGAGCUCCCUCGACCGGCGGGCCAAGUCGUCUGACCGGCGGAGGGAGAGGUCGCCCGACAGACGGCUCAGGGAGGAGCGAGUCGGCCACCGGGAGAGGGAAGACCCCAGCUGGAAGCACGAGCCGAGCCGCAGGCACCCGCCCGAGCAGCGCAGGCGGCCGUACAAGGAGUGCAGCACCGACCUCAGCAUCUGA